Messenger RNA from Mugil cephalus (flathead mullet), 9934 nucleotides. RefSeq names its product unconventional myosin-XVIIIa-like. The coding region runs from base 359 to 7825 and encodes 2488 amino acids. Lineage: Eukaryota; Metazoa; Chordata; Actinopteri; Mugiliformes; Mugilidae. Gene Ontology annotation, molecular function: cytoskeletal motor activity; protein binding; ATP binding. The record is from RefSeq and is a predicted model, not a curated record. Gene Ontology annotation, cellular component: myosin complex. The transcript is spliced from 48 exons.
CUGGGCCGACUGUAACCCCACCCUCGUGGUUGCCCCCUUUCUCUCUCUCAGGGCUAGUGACUGUGCGGUCUUAGCAGACCCAGGUCUCACCCUACCUUGGCCGCGACUGCACUCCUCUUGUGACAGAGUGAAGAUUGGAAGGUUAACCAGGCCCAGAGAGAAGUGCUGCAUGGUCCCACUGCCUCGUUGGUGUAUGACCAGAAUACAAGUUCACACUGCUCACGUCUAAAUUCCUUUUCUUCAUCGAUCAGCAUAGUACAUCCUCCUCUCUGUGGCAUUCUCUUCUUUUCUCCCUCAUCAUUCCUUACAUUUAUUCUCCACAUCGUCCAGCUUAAUCCAUGACUUCUGGCCUAUCACCAUGGCGUACAAAUCACGCUUUUCUUUCUGGGAGCAAAAGGUUAAAGUUGAGAACAAACCAAAUUCUGAUGUAGAUAGUAGUCAGCCUCAGGCAGUCACUAAACCCGAUCAAGACACAGGAAGUCGAUCACAGCCAACUGCUGCAUCAGCUGAAGAGUCCAGUCGUAACGUUGCUAUUGGAGGUCCAGACAAUCCAGGGGAGGAGCAGAGCGGCAAAAAGGUGGUGAAGAUCAUGAGGAGAGUUGAUAGACAGGUGGUUCCUCCUGGGAUGGAAGAGCAGAACCGGCCCACGGUUUCUGCUCCUGCUACAGGUUCGGUCCCCAGUAAAGUCAGAGCUAAUGGAGGGGACAAGGAUGAUAUAUCCAUGGGCCUGGCCAGUCUAAUGGGCAGAGGCAGAACCAAAGAACACCGACCACGCACCCGCACCCAAGACCGCAGAGAAGAUGUGAAAGAGGACUUGAAACAGGAAGAGGAGAAAGGAAAGAUGGAGGAAGAGGAGGAAAAAACUACUAUGGAAAAACCAGAAGAAGCAGCUUCUGUGCCCACUGUCGCAGCUCCAAACCCUGCUCCACCAAAGCCUAACGCUCUCACUCCUCCAACUGGUUUCAUCCCUCCACCAAAACCAGACCCUUUGGCCCCGCCUGCUGGUUUCAUUCCUGCUCCCAAACAGAAUCCGUUGUCCCCUCCGCCUGGUUUCAUCCCUGCCAAAAAAUCUAGCCCAGUACCCCCAAAACAUACCGCCUUGGCAAGACCUCCAGGAUUCAUCCCUGUUCCAAAGACGGAUCCCUUGGCUCCUCCUGCAGGGUUCAUCCCAAAGCCCCGUCUUUUUGCUGUGAAGAAAGCGGAGAAGGAGACCUCUGCCCCCACCACGGCCCCUGUUGCACCACCCAGUGCCCACUCUGCAAAAACUGAACAGGUCCCACAGCUGAUUCCCUCUGAGGAAGACCACAGCCGUGUAAAGAGGAUCUUCACUGUCAAUGGCAAUGAUCGUGCCAGAGGCCACAAAUCUUCUCAGUCCAAGCCUAUUGAGGACCCUGUGGCCAUCCUUCAGGCAUCACACUCAGCCGCAACUCAGGGAAAGACCGAGGAGCAGAUAACAGCGGAGAAAGCCUGGUAUAACACAGAGAAAGUAUGGCUUGUCCACAAGGAUGGAUUCUCCUUGGCAACUCUCCUGAAGACAGAGACAGGCAGUCUGCCAGAGGGGAAGGUGAAAAUCCGCCUGGAGAGUGACGGAUCUUUAUUGGAUGUGGAUGAAGACGACGUGGAGAAGGCAAACCCUCCCGCGUUUGACCGAGUGGAGGACCUGGCCUCUCUGCAGUAUUUGAACGAGUCCAGUGUGAUGCACUCUCUGCGGCAGCGAUAUGGCAGUAACCUGGUGCACACCCACGCUGGGCCCAACAUGGUGGUCAUUAACCCCAUUAGUGCCCCUUCAAUGUAUUCUGAGAAGGUGAUGCAAAUGUUUAAAGGCUGCAGAAGGGAGGACACUGCUCCCCACAUUUACAGCAUGGCACAGGCUGCUUAUAGAAACCUCCUGACCACUCGCCAGGAUCAGUCCAUCGUCUUGCUGGGAAAGAGUGGAAGUGGCAAGACCACUAACUGUCAACACAUCAUCCAGUAUCUGAUUACUAUUGCUGGAAGCACCAAUAAAACCUUCUCUACAGAGAAAUGGCAGGCGGUCUAUUCCAUUUUGGAGGCUUUUGGGAAUGCCUCCACCUGUAUGAAUGGGAAUGCUAGUCGCUUCUCACAUAUUGUUUCCAUGGACUUCGACCAGGCGGGCCUGGUGACCUCUGCUUCUAUCCAGACUAUGCUUCUGGAGAAGAUGAGGGUGACAAGAAGACCAGAGGGAGAGUCCACUUUUAAUGUCUUUUACUACCUGAUGGCUGGAGUAGAUAGCUCUUUGAGAACUGAGCUGCACCUUAACCACUUUGCUGAAAACAAUGCAUUUGGAAUCAUGCCACAGAGUAAGGCUGAGGAUAAGCAACGGGCCUCGCAACAGUUUUCCAAGCUACAAGCAGCCAUGAAGGUUCUGGGUAUCAGUGCUGAUGAGCAGAGGGCCCUCUGGCUAGUCCUUGGGGCCAUCUACCAUCUCGGGUCUGCGGGAGCUACCAAGGCUGGCAGGAAACAAUUUGCACGUCAUGAGUGGGCCCAGAAGGCAGCCUACCUGCUGGGCUGCACCCUGGAGGAACUCUCCUCCUCCAUCUUCAAGCACCAGGCCAAGGGCACCCUGCCCAGAGCCAGCACCAUUCGCCAGGCUUCUGAAGAAAAUGGCACAGCAGAUGCAGGAUUCAAAGCUACAGCCAUGGAGUGCUUAGAGGCCAUGGCAUCUGCACUUUACUCUGAACUCUUCACCAUCCUCAUUUCCUUAAUAAACCGGGCCUUGAAAUCCAGCCAGCACUCCCUGUGCUCACUGCUCAUCGUGGACACUCCAGGUUUUCAAAACCCCAGGCUGGCCAAGCGCGACUGCGGCGCAACCUUCGAGGACCUAUACCACAACUACACUCAAGAACGGCUGCAGACUCUCUUCUACCAGCGUACGUUUGUUCAGGAGCUGGAAAGAUACAAAGAGGAGAACAUAGAACUUUCCUUAGACGACACAGAACCCAGCACAUCUCUGUCUGUGGCAGUGGUAGACCAAGCCUCAAGCCAAGCACUGGUACGGACAGUUCGAACAGAUGAAGCACGGGGCCUGUUGUGGUUGAUGGAGGAGGAAGCACUGCAGCCUGGGGGAUCAGACGAAACGCUGUUGGGGCGUCUCUUCAGCUACUAUGGACCUGCUGAGGGCGAGAGUAAAGGUCACACUUUCCUGUUGAAGAGUGAAAAAGAAAAUCACUUCCUGCUGGGUCACAGUCAUGGUACUGAAUGGGUGGAGUAUGAUGUCUGUGGGUGGCUGAACUACGCCAAGCAGAAUCCUGCCUCUACCAACGCUGCAAGCCUCCUGAAGGACUCCCAGAAGAAGAUCAUCAGCUCGUUGUUCAUGAGCCGAGCGGGAGGAGCCACUGUUUUGUCCGGUUCCAUUGCAGGCCUAGAAGGUGCUUCCCAGCUGUCUUUGCGACGGGCUACCAGCAUGAGGAAGACCUUCACCACAGGGGUUGCGGCUAUCAAGAAGAAGUCCUUGUGCAUCCAAAUAAAGCUUCAAGUGGACGCUCUCCUUGACAUGGUGCGGAGGUCCAGGAUUCAUUUUGUUCACUGCAUAUUGCCCAAGGCAGAUGCCCUCAAGGCUCUGAGUGGAUCCAUGUUCAAAGGAGGAGAAUGUGAGGCCCAAGGGGAGAGCGGAGAUCCCAGCUUAAUGCAGCUAGAUGUAGCCUUGCUCCGCGCUCAGAUGCGUGGAUCCAAACUGCUCGAUGCCCUGCGGAUCUACAGGCAAGGUUACCCUGAUCACAUGGUGUUCUCAGAGUUUCGACGACGCUUUGAUGUGCUGGCACCACACCUCGGCAAGAAGCAUGGAAGGAAUUAUAUAGUGAAGGACGAGAAGAGAGCUGUGGAGGAGCUACUGGAGUCUUUGGAUUUAGAGAAGAGCAGCUACCACAUGGGUCUGAGUAGGUUGUUCUUCAGAGCUGGCACCUUGGCUAAGCUGGAGGAACAGAGGGAUGAGCAGACCAAACGCAACCUAACCCUGUUCCAAGCUGCCUGUAGAGGUUACCUGGCACGACAAGCUUUCAAGAAGAGAAAGAUUCAGGAUUUAGCAAUCCGGUGCAUCCAGAAAAACAUCAAGAAGAACCGUGGUGUGAAGGGCUGGCCAUGGUGGAAGCUCUUCACCACAGUCCAGCCCCUCAUUAAGGUCCAACUCACCGAGGAGCAGAUGCAAAGCAAAGACGAGGAGAUACAACAGCAGAAAUUGAAGCUGGAGAGAGUGGAGAAAGAGCGAAACGAGCUGAGACUGAACACAGAUCAACUGGAGAGCAGGAUCACUGAUUUGCUGGCAGAGCUGGCUGAUGAGAGAAGCACCAGUGAGUCAGCAUCCCAGUUGCUGGAGACUGAGACUUCAGAGAGACUCCGACUGGAGAAGGAAAUGAAGGAUCUGCAGGUUAAAUUUGAUGCCAUGAAAAAACAAUUAGAAUCACAGGAGAUGGAGGUGAUGGAAGCACGCCUCAUGAAAACAUCAGAGCUCAAUGGGGAGAUGGACGAUGAUGACGAUGCUGGAGGUGAGUGGCGGAUAAAAUACAAUCGAGCCAUUCGUGAAAUGGAGUUCACAAAAAAGAAACUCCAGCAGGAGUUCGAUGACAAGCUGGAGACAGAGCAGCAAAGCAAACGACAUAUUGAGAGAAAGCUGGCUGAUUUGCAAACAGAUAAUGAGGAUGUGCAGCACUCUGUGCAGCAGCUGAAGAAGAAGUGUCAGAAAUUGACUGCCGAGCUGCAGGACACCAAGCUUCACCUGGAGGGCCUACAGAGCCGCAACCACGAUCUGGAAAAGAAACAGAGGAAAUUUGACCUGGAGCAGAACCAGGCUCAGGCAGAGGUACAAAGAGAAAAGAUCCAAAAGGAGAAGCUGGCACGAGACAAAGACCUAAUGACUGGUGAGAUGUUUAACCUCCGCCAGCAGCUGCAGGACAAGGACACUGAUUUGUGUGCCAUGAGUGUGAAGGUGCAGCAGCUGGAAGCAGAGCUACAGGAUCUGUCCUCUCAGGAGUCCAAAGAUGAGGCCUCGCUGGCCAAGGUCAAGAAGCAGCUUCGCGACCUCGAGGCCAAGGUGAAAGACCAGGAGGAGGAGCUGGACGAGCAGGCCGGAACCAUCCAAAUGCUGGAACAGGCUAAGCUGCGGCUUGAGAUGGAGAUGGAGAGGCAGCGGCAGACCCACUCCAAAGAGAUCGAGAGUAAGGAUGAAGAGGUCGAGGAGAUCAGGCACUCCUGUAGUAAGAAGCUGAAACAGAUGGAGGUGCAGCUGGAGGAGGAGUAUGAGGACAAGCAAAAAGUUUUGCGUGAGAAACGAGAGCUGGAGUCCAAACUGCUGAAUGCUCAGGACCAGGUGAGCCAGAGGGAUGUGGAGACAGAGAAGAGGCUGAAGAAAGACUUGAAGCGAACCAAAGUCCUCCUGGCUGAUGCACAGAUUAUGCUGGACCACCUGAAGAGUAAUGCCCCCAGCAAAAGGGAGAUUGCCCAGCUCAAAAAUCAACUGGAGGAGUCAGAGUUCACUUGUGCAUCAGCAGUGAAAGCACGGAAGGGCAUGGAACUCGAAAUAGAGGACUUGCAUAUCCAAAUGGAGGAUAUAGUCAAAGCUAAGAUGUCGCUGGAGGAGCAAGUCAGCCGUCUGCAGAGAGAGAAGAAUGACUUGCAGUCCCGCAUGGAGGAGGAUCAGGAGGACAUGAAUGAGCUGAUGAAGAAACACAAGGCUGCAGUUUCUCAGUCUGCCCGGGACUUGAGCCAGAUCAGUGACCUGCAGGCCCAGCUGGAAGAAGCCACAAAGGAGAAGCAGGAAAUCCAAGAAAAGCUUCAUUCGCUGCAGAGCCAGUUAGAGUUCCAAGAGCAGUCCAUGGUGGAGAAGUCUCUUGUGAGCCGUCAGGAGGCCAAGAUCCGUGAACUGGAGACCAAGUUGGAGUAUGAGCGGACGCAGAUCAAACGCUUGGAGAGCCUGGUGGGUCGUCUGAAGGAGAAUCUUGAAAAGAUGACAGAGGAAAGAAACCAACGCAUUACUGCAGAAAACAGGGAGAAGGACCAGAAUAAGCGCAUUCAGAGGCAAGUAAGGGACAUGAAAGAAGAAAUGGCUGAGCUGUCCAAGAAGGAGGCCGAGGCAAGCCGCAAGAGGCACGAGCUGGAAAUGGACAUCGAGAGCUUAGAGGCGGCAAAUCAGAGCUUACAAGUGGACCUUAAGCUGGCCUUCAAGAGGAUAGGGGACCUGCAGGCUGCCAUUGAGGAUGAGAUGGAGAGCGAUGACAAUGAUGACUUAAUCAACAGUUUGCAAGACAUGGUGACAAAAUAUCAGAAAAGAAAGAGCAAAACUGGGGAGGAGACAGAAACCGAUUCAGAGGUGGAGGAUCGCGUGGAUGGAGUUAAGUCUUGGCUUUCAAAGAACAAAGGCUCCACCAAGACCCUGUCAGAUGAGGGAAGUCUGAAGAGCGCCAGAUAUGCAGCAAAUGCAGAUGCCAAGGAAAUGAAAGAAGGUAAGGAGAAGAUGAAUGACAACAGUAAAGAUUGGAAAGAGGUAGAGCAGAACAGAUCAGUAUCUGUCAUGAGUUCCCUAAGCUACCGGAAACGCUCCAACCUGAAGGACUCUAUAGGGGGGACAGGCGAUGAGAGCUCCCUGUUUAGCACUCUGAAAGAACAGCCUGAUAUACCAGACCAUGCCUCCAUUCGCAAAGCCAAGUCAAAAUCUGGAGAGCUCCAGGAAGAUCGGAAGAAGAGUCAAGCACAGGAAGACAUAGACGAUAAAGGCUCCGUCAUCUCCCUAGCCUAUUCUGAAGCCACCAGCAGAGCCAGGAAGGGUUUAGAGUCCCGCUGGACUUCCCGCAGCAGCCCCGAAUUUGAUAAAGAGUCCAUAGUGUCCUCUGUGGCACCCAGCAGGAUGUCCACUAGGAGGGGCAUGUUGGACAUGGAUGAUGACAAUAAGUCGACUAUCAGCAGUGUAAGCCGCUCCAGCCCUCGAUCCCUGCAUCGCAGUACCUCCUGGAAAGAUGACAGGCGCAGCAGCUCUCGCUUGUCCCUUGCCCGCAGCUGUGGCCUCAGUGAAUUUGGCCUGCAUUUAGAUGAUGACGAUGACGAGGAUAGUAAGAGUGUGGCGUUCAGUGAAGGGAGAACCUCAUCUUACAGUCCCCACUCCCUUAGUCGCAGCUUUUCUACUCCAGCCCAGCCGCGUUCCUCAGACAGCACUCUGCCAGACACAUCUGACAUUAAAACAGUCACCCACCGCAACUACUUGGACCCUGACUUGGAAGCUGCAAUUAAUGAGGUGCUGAGCUUUAAACCUAUUAAGUUCAAGCGCAGCAAGCUCGAUCAGUCCAGUGGUGAGGAAGAAGAAGACAAGAAGAAGGGACAAGGAAGUGAGGACAGCCGGAAAAAGGGAGACGAUGAGGGGCUGGGGUGCAGCACAUCUAGCCUACGUCGCUCUGCAUCGGGCUCUGCUCUGGAUUAUGGUAACAGGCUGUCCAGCACCCUGAGUACCAGUAGCUCCCGCAGUCGAAAAGACAAAAAAAGUAAAAAAGUCCCAUCAUCGGAUGACUCAUCUUCAUCAUCAGAUGACCAUCACAGCAGAAAGAGCUCAAGAGGGAAGAAGGCCAAGAAAUCCAAGAAGAGAUCCAAGAAAAAAGUGAGUGAGUCCGAAGAUUCCUCUUCCUCCUCAGAGUCAUCUGAGUCCUCUUCCUCCUCCUCGGACUCAACCAUCUCCUACCGCAGCUCCAGCAGUGUUAAAAGGGCCCCAAAACAACCAUCUGAUGAUGAGAAGGAGCUUUUACACAUGAGCAAGAAGGAAACCAAAAAGAAGCAGAAGAAGGUGGAUAAUUUGAUGAUGAAGUACCUCUACAAGCCUGACAGUGAUUGAUAACAUCAGAACAAGCCCUCCUGUGUACCGGAGACACCUGAGUAUUGGCAAAUCUGAUGAAGAGGAUGAGGUGGACAGAAACUCCAGCAGGCAGUCUCUGAGGCAGAGCGACGGUGAAGGCUUAUUGGCAGAGAGCGUGUCGUAACCCACAAUCAGACAGGCUCGUUCUUUCAGUGACACCUUUCUCACAGGAGGGACGCAGUUCUUUCACCCUUAACUUUAUUACCACUUUCCAGCCAUCAAGGACAGGAAAGAACCAAAUAAAGAACACUUUUUGCCAAUAGUUUAGUCUGGACAUUUACUCUAAGCCGUGCACCUAUUCACAUCAUGAAAUGAUUUUUACCUCCAAGGCUGAACCGUGCUUUUUCUGUUAAGUUUUAUUCAACGCCAUUUUGAAUAAGUCAGUCAUACGGAGCAGUAAAGUUGAGCAUUAUCAGGAGAACUUUCUGCUGUAUUUAUAAGAGCUGCUUUUCAGGCAAAUUUAAGCACUCCUCUGACUGUUCAGAUAGCUCUGCCAAGAGGAUUUAGAUAAGCCUCCUCUGGCUGGACUUCUAGAAGGUCUGACCAACUCCUAAGAUUAUUCUUAUCUCUUUUCCAUUAAUGUGGACUUGAGCAGUGGGAGGAAUCAACCCAUUUUAAAUUAAUUAUCCUGCCCUAAGUUUACACGUGGCUCUUGUUCUACGCCGAGAUACCCAUCAUAAGAAUGAAGUGAUGCUAGGUCACGAUUGCUGACAUGAAGGUAAAAUAGUUUAGGAAAAUAAAUUUGAGUUGAGCUGUUUAAGCUUCUUAUGGAUGACCUUCUUUACAUGUUUGUGAUGGAUUUAAAAUUGUACAUAUAUAUAUAUAGUAUGCAUUGAUCUGUGGAAUUAAAGGCUUUACAUGCAAAUGAAAUGAGAUUUUCUAAAGCUAGUGAGAGAAGUAUUAUAAGAUAAAGUUUAUGUUAGAUUUCCACUUUGUUAUCUUUAAGUGGAGUGCAUGCUGGAAUGCUUUUGGUUUGGCGCUUGUGUCGUUUUAUGUCAAGUUGAAUGGGGUUGCAUUUAUUUGCUGGUAUGAAGGAUCUUUUCAUAGCCCUUUCAGAUAUUACAGAUGCGUGAAUUAAUUUUCUGCGUGUGUUUAAGAUGCAUAAACACUGGAUUUCUACCUUUUAUGACAAACUAUAACUAAUUUAAAUGUGUGUUUGGAUAUACUGUAUAAUGAAGACUAUCUUGGUUAUCUUGGUUCAAGCAGUAAAAUGAUAACAUCCUUUUGAAGUACAUGAUGGUCUUACUAUUUCAACGUGCCAAAUAUAAUCUUAUGGGUAAUGUUCUGUAUGUUGAGUAUGUUUUGGGGCUUUUCAAUAAUUAUCAGCUGCAUUAUGCAGAAUACAAACGUGUGAAAAUAUUUAAUCUUUAGCCUUGUAACAGAAUGUUUUGGGAGCAUUUUCCUCAUUUGAUCCUCAUUUCUUUUUACCUAUUUACUGCCAAUAUACUUUGAAAUUAAAGCAGUCUCCUUAUGCAAUUGAAUACAUUUAUGUACAUUCAGAACUGAAGUGGUAAGAACAGAUUGCUCAUUGGCAUGUUGCUGUUCAGACACAAGCUGUAUGAAACUUGCCGGAUAUUUCUAUAUUUAGCCUUACGGGAUAAUAAUGAUAUCCUUAGAUGAUUAUGAUCUAAUGCAUUUUUAACUCCAUUUAAAUGGUGCCUAGGUAGAUUUGAAUAAAGAAUCAUACACUGUAUAUAUCUGCACUGUCUGCUCAUGUGCACAGAAAAAAUUAGUCUCUUUCUUGCUAUUUGCAUAUCUUCUCAGAAAAGGCUAAUCUGCAUUUCAUGUCUUAUUUUUGCAGUACUUCGUCUUUCCUUCAGACAUGAAUAUUAAUGUGGAACACAGGAAACUUUGAUGUCAGUGACUCUGAAUAGACUUGUUAAAUGAGAAUGAAAAGAAAAACACUUUGUAUAUUGUAUUGCCUCCACGUUGGAGUUGCAGGCAUUACAUUUAAUCCUUCAAAAAGUUUUUACACUUCAUCAUAUCUUUUUAAAGGCUUGUCAUUUUCAUUAUUGGAUGGAUUGCCACUCAUCCUAUGAGCUAUUUUGGAUUUUGUUUUAGAGAAUAAAUUAAGCUGUGUGUUUACAG